Molecule: messenger RNA, 744 nt
Organism: Rosa chinensis
Lineage: Eukaryota; Viridiplantae; Streptophyta; Magnoliopsida; Rosales; Rosaceae
Exons: 3
Coding region: 1-744 (247 amino acids)
Source: RefSeq, a predicted model, not a curated record
AUGCCGCACCACUCCCAUCUCGGUGGUGAUGGGCUGCCUGCCGUCCAGGCGGGGACCGGCGGGGCGAGUGAAGCGGCUCCGAGGAAAAAGAGGGGGCCGGCCCUGUGGCGCGGCGCGGCGAAGAGAACGGUGCGCCCCACCGAGGGUGUUACCAUAGCGGGGUUGGCGCCGCUGGCGAGGGGUUCGAGGCCUACCGUUGCUGGGAGCACGCGGGUGCUCCAGCGAAAACGCCGCCAGCCGGACUCCGGUGGGGAAGAGGAGGAAGUGGAGGUAACGGGGGCCCGAGAACAGCCCAAGAAGUCGAGGCAGGCUCCGCCCGGGGCUGUUUCGGACGUGAAGAAAGAGAAUGAGCGGUACGCCAAGCUGGAGCAGGUUAUGUCUCUGGUACGGGACCGGGUGACCACGAAGGAGAAGAAAAUUGAGAUCCUUCAGCGGGAGUCCGCCGCUAAACAAUCGGAAAUCAAGCGGCUGGAGGGUGAAGUCGCUCGCUUGGAAGCUGAGGGAAGCCGUGCUGCGGCUGCCGCUGUUGAAUCGUACAAGCAGUCGGCGGAGCAUAAGAAGCCAAGUAAGGAAGCGCCGCCGACAACAAGUACCGCUCCCACUGCCGCACCUGGUCCCGGAGUCCGCUCGGGUAGCGGGGAGAGUGGCGAGCCUCCAGAGGGCGACUCCCAGCGGACGCCUACGCAGUCGGAGGUGUCCCGCGCUGGCUUCUUGGAGCCCACACCCGGGUGGAUGGCACAAUAG